Rhopalosiphum maidis (corn leaf aphid) is the source of this 5074-nucleotide messenger RNA. Its product is annotated as NFX1-type zinc finger-containing protein 1-like. Gene Ontology annotation, cellular component: nuclear RNA-directed RNA polymerase complex; nucleus. Gene Ontology annotation, molecular function: helicase activity; zinc ion binding. The record is from RefSeq and is a predicted model, not a curated record. Gene Ontology annotation, biological process: regulatory ncRNA-mediated heterochromatin formation. NCBI's taxonomy places the organism in Eukaryota, Metazoa, Arthropoda, Insecta, Hemiptera, Aphididae.
ACGAAAACGAAUUAAUAACAUUCGGAUAUAUCGAAAUAUUAAAUUCAUCAAAGAAAAAUUGUUUGUACAAGAUAAAUUGGGAUAUAUAAUACAUUUCAAUAAAAACAAAAAAUUGAAAAUCAACUGGGAUAUUUCUAAACGGUUAAUGUAUGGGUCAUUAUUGUUACUUACUGUAAAUGAAUUCAAUGACUUUUUCAUCGGUAUUGUAUUGAACCGCGAUAGAAGAUAUUUGGAAAAUGGUCAAUUAGUUGUAGAAUUGAUUGAAGACGUACAGCCAAACAUUCUCGAGUCUUCAUUGACUAUGGCCGAGAGCGAAGUGUAUUUUGAACCUUACAAAUGUGCCAUGCUAGUUUUGCAGAACUUAAAUGAUAGUAAUUUUCCGAUGAAAAAAUAUAUUAUUUCAGCAUGCAAUAAAAUCAAAAACCCAAAGUACUUAAAAUCAUUACCUGUAAAAAUGUUUAAUAUCAAUGAUGAGUUACCAUUCAAUGUUUUAAACGAUUGUGAAUGGCCUACACGAGAAAAAAUUGGACUAGACGAAAUGCAAUAUAAAGCAUUCAAAGCAGCGUUAACGAAUGAAUUGGCAGUCAUACAAGGUCCACCUGGCACAGGGAAAACAUUUAUUGGAUUGAUGAUAAUCGAAACAAUUAUUCAAAAUUUGUACCGAAAAAAUGAAUUAAGAAAUCCAAUAAUAGUUGUAUGCUAUACUAAUCACGCCUUAGAUCAGUUUAUGGAAGGUAUAAUAAAAUUCACAAACAAUGUCGUUAGAAUUGGUGAUCAAACAAAAUCAAGUAUAGUAAAAGACUAUACUUUAAAGAAUGUAACAAAAAACUAUAGAAAACCAUUCAAUGUAUUUAAAACCAUUAAGAGUGCGACCGAAAUAAUUAAAAAUAUAGAACACGAAAUAACGUAUCUUAAAAAUUGUAAAGAAUUUAUUUCUAAGAAUGCUGGUAUUUUAGAAUUAUCCUUAUUAAAAAAUGGAAUGCCAAUAGAAUACCAAAACUUCUUUUCGAACCCAAUAAAAUAUAUUAGUUGGCUAAUUUGUGAUUCUAAUUACUUUGACUUUGAUCCAAUUCAAUUUAUUAAGAACCAACAAUUGAUUUCUGAACAUUUUUACUUUGAAAACAAUUUAUAUGUUAAAAAUAUUAAUGAAAUAGAUGAUGACAAUUUAUACUGAAAUGAAGAUCCGGACAUAGUUUUCAAACACCAGGAUAUUGUUAUUUACAGCAUUACUUUGAAAUCUGUAAAAGAUACCUGUGAUAAAAUUAUUGAAAUGCUAAAUAACUUAAAACCAAAAAGAAUGAAACGUCAAUAUAAUAAUCGUUAUUACUCUAAUGAUUAUAAUAAAAAUUACGAACAAUUAGAAACAAUUUGUUAUAGAAUGGAAAGAAUACACAAUUAUAUUAAUCAUAUGUUAAAAUUAGUUGAUUGUAAAAAAUUCUGGAAUACGAUUCCGAAAGAUCUUUUUAAACUAAAAAUGAAAGAUAGAUGGUUAUUAUAUUUUCAUUGGGUGGAUACUACUAAAAAUGCAUUUGAUUUCAAAAUAUUUAAUCUUGAAAAAAACGUUUGUAAUCAGCACAAACAAUAUUCAGAAUUGAAGGAAGUGGAAAAUAUUGAAAUCUUGAGAAGGAAAUACAUUGUUGCAAUGACUACUACUGGAGCAUCUAAGCAUAGAGUUUUACUCGAAGGACUGCAAUCACCGAUUGUGGUUGUUGAAGAAGCAGCUGAAGUAUUAGAGGCACACAUAAUCGCAUCACUAACUAGACAUUGUCAACAUUUAAUACUUAUAGGUGAUCAUAAACAGUUACGUCCUAGUACUGCAGUCUAUAAACUGGCAAAGGAAUUUCACUUAGACAUUUCUUUGUUUGAACGUAUGGUCAACAGUGAUGUGCCAUACUACCCAUUAGGUGAACAGCAUAGAAUGCGACCUGAAGUGUCGUCAAUAAUAACGCCAGUUAUUUAUCCCAACCUGUUAGACCACAUUUCAGUACUCAACAGACCGCAUAUACGUGGUGUCACUAAAGAUAUUUUUUUUAUCAACCAUACUAACUUCGAAACUGAAGUCGAAGAAAUAUCAAGCCAGAGUAAUGAUCACGAAGCGUACUUUUUAAUUAUGUUUGCUAGACAUUUAAUAUUACAAGACUAUAGGCCCAAACAAGUAACAAUUUUGACUACCUAUAAUGGACAAAAGUUUAAACUACGUUCUUUACAAAAACAAUAUUCAAAUUUAAAUGGUAUGAAAAUUCAAGUUGUUGAUAACUAUCAAGGGGAAGAAAAUGAUAUUAUAUUGUUAUCGUUAGUUAGAAGUAAUGAAAGCGGUAAAGUGGGUUUUUUGAAAACCGAAAAUAGAGUAUGUGUUGCCCUAUCUAGAGCUAGGGAUGGUUUAUAUAUAAUGGGAAAUAUGGAAAACCUAAUCUACUCAAGUAAUUUAUGGAAAGAAAUAAAACAACAAUUAGUCGACCAAGAUUCGUAUGGCAAUGAAUUAACUUUAAAAUGUGAAGUUCACCGUGAUUCCAUUACAAAAGUCUCGAAAUGUGAAGAUUUUAAACCAAUUUCAGAAGGUGGUUGUACUAUGUUAUGCAAUAAUCUAAUGAAAUGUGGUCAUUACUGUUCAAGCAUAUGUCAUGUUUAUGAUCGUGAACACACAAAAAUCAUAACAUGUCAAAAUCCGUGUAAUAGGACUUGUGAAAAUAAUCAUCCUUGUGAGAAACAGUGCGUUGCAAACUGUGGAGAUUGCAUCGUGCCUAUGCUUAAGAUACUACCAUGUGGCCAUCAAGCAGAAGUACCUUGUCAUGUUGACUCUAAUACAUUUAAAUGCGUAGAAAAGAUGGAAAUAACAUUGAAAAAUUGUGGGCAUAAAAUAAUUAAAAACUGUUACGAGAAAAGACCUAAGUGUGCAAUUAAAUGCACUGAUCGAUUACCAUGUGGACAUGCAUGUAACAUUGAUUGUCAUAAAGAUGAUGAUCCGACACAUGAAAGAUAUGUAUGCUCAAAACCAUGUUCAAAACUAAAUAUAAACUGUUCUCAAUAUCAUAAAUGCAUGAAAAAAUGUUACGAAAGUUGUUCAAAUUGUACAAUAAAAGUUGACAAAUUACUAGAAUGCGGCCAUUUAAAAAAGACUGUAAAUUGUAGCGAUGACAUCAAAAGUAUCCAGUGCUCAAAACAUCUCCCGUGUAAUCGCAUAUUAGGAUGUGGUCACAAGUGUCAAAAAAUAUGCUAUGAGAAAUGCCAGUGCAAAAUUAUGAUCACAAAAACACUCCAGGAAUGCGGACAUACAAGUAAAAUAGAAUGCCAAAUAAAUCCCGAAAAAAAAGUUAUUUGUCUUAAAAAGUGCACACGAACAAUGAAUUGUGGACAUAAAUGCAAGUACAGGUGUGGAAGUGAAUGUGAUCCUAAAAAAUGUAAAGAACUGAUAGUGAAAGAGGGAAAGCUCGCAUGCGGUCACAGUAAAAUGUUGCUUUAUUGUUGUGACGCAGAUAAAGACUUUGAUGUUGGUAGUCAGUAUGUCCUCGACAAAUGCAAUGAACCUUGUUUAAAGAUGUUAUUAUGCGGUGAUAUAUGUUCUGGUACUUGUGGAAAAUGUAAACAAGGUCGACUGCACGUACCGUGUGAAGAAAUCUGUAACAAAAUGAACCCUUGCAAUCACACAUGCAAUUAUCCAUGCAAAGAAGCGUGUCCUCCGUGCGAAAAAAAAUGUGCUUACUCUUGUACGCAUUCUAAAUGUCCACUCCCAUGUAGUGCCCCGUGUGUACCAUGUCAGGAACCAUGUGUUUGGAAGUGUAAACAUUUUAAGUGCACCAAAGUAUGCAGCGAUUAUUGUAAUCGACCGCCUUGCUACGAACCGUGUCCAAAGAAAUUGAAAUGCAAACACAAGUGUAUUGGAUUUUGUGGCAAAACAUGCCCUCCUCUUUGUCGCGUAUGUGAUGAGGCCGGAUUAACAAAUAUUUUAUUUGGAUAUGAAGACGAACCAAACGCAAGGUUUGUUUACUUGGAAGACUGUAAACAUACGAUCGAGUCUAGAGGUCUAGAACAAUGGAUAAAUCAGAACAACGAAGAGAUCGUCCAGAAACAGUGUCCCAUGUGCAAAAUGCCUAUUCUGAAAACAAUGAGAUUUAAGAACCACGUGAAAUCUGUGCAGAAAGACAUCUGCGAGAUUGAGACCAAACUGUUAGAUGGACCCAAUUGGUCAUCCGUCGACCAGAAGAAGUCAACUCUCGCGCGAUCAAUGGAGAAAUUGAAACGCCAGUUCGAUAAAAUCGAGAUGAUGAGCACGCGGUUCGCGGUCGUAAAAAAAUUGUGGUCUCACUGGUCAGACCGACUGUUGCAACGCAUGCGCAGAAUCAUGUUGGAUGACGAAACCCUCGUCGAGCUCAACUCGUGGAUGUCUGCCACUAGACUGGCUGAAUCAUUUUUUGCUUCCGAGAAGCGUAUCCGGAACAUAAGCAACGGUGACACGAAAGACGUCGUGAUCGACCACUUUAUUUGGAUAAUGACCGAAACAGUGAUUCACGCAGAUCGUCUGUCCAAGCAACAGACGACCGACAUCAGCUUGGAAAUAGCGCGCGGCGCCCGUCUUGUAUGUCUGGCCGAGGUGAAGACCAAUCCCGAUUUCCAAUUGGCCGUCAUCAAUCAGGCCUCCACAUCGUCAACAGCUCCGGAGACGGUCGUCGAUUUGGUUGCGGGCGUGGAGGCCCUGUUGACGGCCACCGGACCAUAUUGCCGGAACGCGGACAGCGAAGUGAAACGACUCACCGAUCGGAUACGGACGGUGUUUAAGAGUCUGGUAGUCGUGACGGACGCCGAACGGAAGAUGAUUCACGCGGCCAUGUCUGUUAACUUCCACAAGCACGGGAGGUCGCAAGGCCACUGGCUUAAGUGCGCCAACGGCCACAUCUACUGCGUGACCGAGUGCGGCAAGUGUCCGGUGUGCAAGAAGGACAUCGGUGGCAACAAUCACAGGUACGUCGAAGGUACGACGGUGGCUACGGAAAUGGACGGCGCUACACAUUUCGCAUGGAGCGCCAUCAACAACAUGAACGAUUUUGUCUUCGAUUAAUCGUACAAAUUUUUUUUUAUA